AUGGCUUCCCAAGAUGGAUCCGACCAUGGUGAUACCGGAUCACGGCAAAAUGCCUCCUCUAGGGAACAAGAACAUGCAAGCUAUGGGGGAAACCUAGAGGGAGAUGAUGGAUAUAUCAAGGAAUUAAAAAAUGCCACCUCUAAGCCAGGUGAAGACGACGACAGGCAUCCACAAGAAGAAUCUGCUGCUGCUGGGAAGGGGUCUAAACAAAAGAGACCAUCUUUUGUUACCCAGGAAGAUGUCGUUGCCAUGCUGGAAAAGAGUUUAGUCGAAGCCAGGAGGAUUGGAAGUACAUUCCUCAGCCACCAUACCCGUCUAGCUUACUCCAGCAGCCUUAUCCCAAAGGUUACGAAACACCGACCUUUGUUCUUUUCGAUGGGAGGAAGGGAAGCCCGAAGGAACAUGUCAAACCGAUUCCUCGAUGCCUUAGGACCACAUGCUGGUGACUAUAAUCUUCAACUCCGCGAAUUCUCAAAAAGCCUCGCUGAUCGGGCUUAUACCUGGUACACCACGUUGGCGCCAGGUUCUAUGCAUUCUUGGGAUGAGCUGGCAAGCAGGUUUUGUAAAAAAUAUUUUCAGCAUGAGGAGAGGGUUACCACCACACAGCUCAACAACACUCGCCAAAAGCAAGGGGAGGAUCCUGUGGACUUUGUACGAAGAUUCCGGGACUUGGCUCUCGACUGUUAUGAUGAAAAAGAUGAGGAGGCACUUGUCGAGAUUUGCAUCAGUAACAUCAUGGCAGAUUACAGAGUUUACUUGGAGAAUAUUGGCAUCAGUCAAUUUUCUCAGCUACUGGAAGCAGUAAGGAAGACAAGCAUGUCUAUCAAGCCAACUGGGCAGAGAAGUUGGAGGAGCGAGAAGAAGGAAGCCCAUCAAACGCUGGCCAUAGAUGAUAAGUCAUCCAAUGACUACAACUCAUGCAAAAGAAAGGAUAGGGAGACAUACCCUCCAUUGCCGUGCAAGGACGAAGAAUUUCAUGCCAUUCUUGACACGAUGAUUGCUGACGGCGCAAUCAAGCCCCUUAGGCCCUACAAGGUCCCCACUAGGGAAGAAAAAAAUGACCCCAGGUACUGCCGUUACCAUCAAUUUGUAGGGCAUCCAACUAUUGCCUGCCAGAGCUUAAGGAGGAUCUUACAUGGAAGCAAACAUGUUGCUGUUGUAACAUGUUCUAACGACCUGCUCGAUGAUGAUGAACUGUGUCACCCAUGGAAGAACGACCCGAAGCCACCUGAGGCUAUUUGGGAGCCUUGUGGAAACAUGGAGAAAGCUUACUGGCGAAAAUAUUCAAAACCUUCAAGCUACAAUAUGCCAUGGCCACUUGCUGACGGAUGGGACCGCUGUGCAGACAACGAAGUAUUUAUGUUGGACAUGCCGGAAGAACAAUGCCUGGGAACCUCCUCUGGGCAGCAGGAAACGGCUGCUGUAACAUUUCAUGCUCUUACAGAAGCUGAGGCAACUGUAAUGGAGCGUUACCUAGGUUUGAAGCAAGGACCUACAACUUCGCAAGUUCUCCAAAGAAAUCCAAAGUUCAAGUCACUCUUCGACCAGCUUGGUUUUCGACCUCAGGCAAGGGAAGCAGCUGUUGUAGCUCUCAUGAACAUUUCUGCAAAAUCUAAUCCCCAUUGCUUCGCCGCUCAACCCUAA
Prunus armeniaca (apricot) is the source of this 1644-nucleotide messenger RNA. The record is from the annotation of a GenBank genome assembly. Lineage: Eukaryota; Viridiplantae; Streptophyta; Magnoliopsida; Rosales; Rosaceae.